UCCUCCUCCUCCUGCUGCUGCUCCUCCUCCUCCUCAGCAUCAGGACCGAGCUCCAGGCCUCACAGCAGCACCAUGGACGACGUCCCUGAGAUCAUCACCCUGUCCAUCGCGCUGCGGAUCCAGCCCAACGAGGGCCCGGUCUUCUUCAAGGUGGACGGGACGCGGUUCGGCCAGAGCCGGACCAUCAAGCUGCUCACCGGCUCCAAGUACAAGAUCGAGGUGGUGAUGAAGCCCGGGAGCGUGCAGGCCACAAACAUGAACAUUGGGGGCAUCGUCUUCCCUCUGGAGCAGCAGUCCAGGGACGAGGAAUCUGUGGUUUACCACGGUCUGUACGACACGGAGGGUGUCCCCCACACCAAGAGUGGAGACCGGCAGCCUGUCGAAGUCAGCAUCGAGUUUAACAAGGCAGGGACAUUUGAGACCGUCUGGCAGGCCAAAUACUACAACUACUACAAGAGGGAGCACUGCCAGUUCGGCAACAAGUUCAGCAGCAUCGAGUACGAGUGUAAACCCAACGAGACCCGGACACUGAUGUGGAUCAACAAGGAAGCCUUCAACUGAGGCCUACACCUGCUGGGUGUACUAGCCAUUCCCCAGAGCUCAGAGAGAGAGAGAGGGAGAGAGAGAGAG
Molecule: messenger RNA, 630 nt
Organism: Salarias fasciatus (jewelled blenny)
Lineage: Eukaryota; Metazoa; Chordata; Actinopteri; Blenniiformes; Blenniidae
Product: CB1 cannabinoid receptor-interacting protein 1-like
Exons: 3
Coding region: 73-561 (162 amino acids)
Biological process (GO): negative regulation of signaling receptor activity
Cellular component (GO): plasma membrane
Molecular function (GO): type 1 cannabinoid receptor binding
Source: RefSeq, a predicted model, not a curated record